Molecule: messenger RNA, 2752 nt
Organism: Helicoverpa zea (corn earworm)
Lineage: Eukaryota; Metazoa; Arthropoda; Insecta; Lepidoptera; Noctuidae
Exons: 1
Coding region: 308-985 (225 amino acids)
Source: RefSeq, a predicted model, not a curated record
AAUAGUAAUUAAAAUUGGUAAGUAGUAUGCCAAUUUAAAUUUUAGAUUUUUUUUUGGGGUAGGUGUAGAAAAAGUGAACACGUAUCUCAGAUUCUCUGAGCCUUUUAAAAAUAUAUUAAAUUAUUUUUUUUUAAUUAUUUUUAGUUAAAGUUUAAGUAUAUAACUUAAUUAUUAGGUACUUACAUUAGGACACUUAAAUGUAACCUGAUUAAGUACUAAAACACCACCUGUCACAUCACCAUCAACACUUGCACUCAGAAGAAUUUUUACAUAUUAAUAAAAGUCACAAUACAUAAUAUAAGGAAGAAUGUCACAGUUAUCAGAAAUACUGUCCAUACAGAGAAGUCUUGAGGAGAGUUUCAAUCAGAAGAUGGACCAACUCGGAGCACAAAUUCAGGCUGCAGGACCUGCCAAGGAAACUGUAGCUAAAAUUGCUGAAGAGUUCCGGACCUUCAGGGAGCUUAUCUUCAACAUGUUGGGUUUGCUCAGAAAGCAGAUCGCCGAGUGUGUGCUGCAUAUUGAUGGGUUGGAGAUGAGGCACCGGCGAAAGGCAUUGAUUUUCCAAGGGCUUCCUGAAGAAGAGAAAGAGGACUGCUCUUCCAUGGUCCUUGGUGUCCUCAGCAGCAAAUUGGGUCUGAAGGACAUAACAGCGGCCAGUAUAAAAGUUGCCCACCGUCUUGGCAGUCCUAGUAAGGAUCAUGCACGGCCCAUUCUGGUGAGGUUUUCUUCUUCAGAUGUCAAGUCGACUGUUUGGAAGACUAAGACCAGGUUGAGAGGCACCAAAAUCUCAGUCAAGGAGUUCCUGACGAAAACCAGGCAGUCCAUCUUCGCGAAGGCACGACUGCACUUCGGUAUGCGUGCGUGUUGGACGCAGGAUGGCGUGAUCGUCAUUAAGGCAUCGGAUGGCAGUCGCCACAGGAUUGUGUCGAUGGACGAGCUAAAGCCUCUCCUGGAGAAGUACCCUUCGAAAUCGAAUGCUGCAUAACGUCUUGAGAUACCCUGGAAAUAAAUCUAUUAUUGGUAUGUGACUGACAUUUUUAGUAUUAGAAACAAACCAUAAUUAUAUUUAUAACUGUACUUACUCAAUGUUUAUAUCUAUUGUCUUUAUAUUUUUUUUUCCUCUCCUUGUAAUCUUUAAUUCUUACCAAAUUUUGUUAAAUUUAUAGUACCUUUGUAAUUUGUAUUUCAAUUUGUUAGUUACCCGCUAAAAGGAUAAGAUAAUUUAACGUUUAGAUUUUAGAUUUGUUUACUUUCCACAAUCGCAGGUACUUUUUCUUGAAAUGUCAUUGUCAGCUGUCACACUAAUAUAAUGUCAGUCAUUGCACGGAUCAAAUUCGUUCAGAAAUAGUCUCAUUCUUUUUUUUUUUCUGUUCUUAAAGUUUUCAUUUCUUAUUUAUGUCCGUUGUGUUUUGUUUUGUGUUGUUAAUUCAAAUUUUUUAUUGGUGUUAGCUGGCGGGUGGAGGUUAAUUCUGUUUGUGUUUUAAAAUCAUUAAUUAUUUGUAUAGUAUUAUUUUUUUUAGUUUAUAUAUUUAGGAUUUAUGAAUUCUGAUGACGACUGUUUUCAUUCUGCCAAUGAGUCUUUGGAUGUGAGCAAUAGUGAUGUUAGUUUCUGUUCUCUGACUGAUACACUUGGUGAUAGAUUGAGAAAUCAAUUCAAGCAAACAGAUAAGGUGUUAAAUGUGUGUCAUAUUAACGCUCAAAGUGUUCCUAGUCACUAUAGUGAACUAUAUGAGACUUUUUUCAACAGCAAUGUGCAUGCCGUCCUGGUUUCCGAGAGCUGGCUCAAACCAAAUCUCUUAUCCACCUCGUACCCUCUUCCUGGCUUCGUUCUUAUUCGGAAUGAUCGGCUUGGGAGAAGAGGGGGUGGCGUGGCAAUAUACCUUCGAUCGGACUUUCCUUAUAAGAUCUUGGCUACUUCUUCUAGUCCUCUGCCUAGUGCUGAAUUUCUCUUUUUGGAGGUUUCAGUCAAAGGAGCUAAAGCCGUCGUUGGUGUGGUUUACUGCCCCCCCUCUGUCGACUACUUCACUGAUUUGGAAUCGGUUUUAGAAUCGUUAGAUUCUGAGUAUGCUCAUUACAUCAUCAUGGGUGAUUUUAAUACAAAUCUCCUUGCUCCCAACUCUCCUCGAACCCGUAAACUUUUGCACGUUCUGGAAUCAUCCAGCUUGCAUAUUUUACCUCUUCAGUCUACUCACCGAUCUAAGAUUGGUGAUGAUUCCUGGCUGGACUUAAUUCUGACGUCUAACCUCUCCCUUAUUUCCUGUCACGGUCAAUAUACUGCGCCUGGUUUUUCUCACCACGACCUCAUUUUCCUCUCCUAUAUCCUCAAACCUCCUAAGCCCAAGCCCAAGAUUUUGCAUAGGCGUUGUUUUGCAAGGAUGGAUGCUGAGCGGUUGGUCAAGGAUGCGCUAGACGUUGAUUGGACACCAUUAAUGACUUCUGAUGAUGUAGAUCAUAAAAUUUUGAUUUUUAAUAACAUGGUGAACAUAUUAUAUGAUCGCCAUGCACCAGUUAAAAAAGUCAGAGUGAAACGGCCGCCAGCACCGUGGAUGACUGAACUCAUACGUAUAGCAAUGCGUAGGCGGGACCGUGCAUUCCGUAAAUUUAAAAAAGACCGUACUGAUGAAAACUGGGCUCAGUUUAAAACUGCGAGGAAUCGGUGUAAUACGAUGAUACGUAAUGCUAAACGCCGCCAUAUAUUGAAUAAUAUAUCAUCCUCGUCUUCUGCUGACAUCUGGAAGUUUCUUGGAACUCU